Girardinichthys multiradiatus is the source of this 1076-nucleotide messenger RNA. It is a transcript of the gene guca1b, whose product is annotated as guanylate cyclase activator 1B. Bases 242 to 829 code for a protein of 195 amino acids. Gene Ontology annotation, molecular function: calcium sensitive guanylate cyclase activator activity; calcium ion binding. The transcript has 4 exons. The record is from RefSeq and is a predicted model, not a curated record. Gene Ontology annotation, cellular component: cone photoreceptor outer segment; photoreceptor inner segment. NCBI's taxonomy places the organism in Eukaryota, Metazoa, Chordata, Actinopteri, Cyprinodontiformes, Goodeidae. Gene Ontology annotation, biological process: visual perception.
UUUACCACAAGCAAGAGGCUAAUAACAGUUCUGCUUGCAUGGACCUUCAUGCCUUUUUGAUUAUUUUAAUUUUUGCUGAUUAGAAAAAAGCUCAAGAAACAGUUUUAUAAAUGUAACGUAAAAUUUAUGGAAUUUUAACUCUAGAGAAGGAAGAUAUAAAGCAGUUACAAAUCAUAAAGUGGUUCUUUGUAAUGUAAGAAAAAAUUUCAGUUUUGGGGGAGCUAGAGAAAAUCUUCCCAUCAUGGGUCAGCGCCUGAGCGAGGACAAUGACCCGGACAAGGAGAUCGACGUGGCAGAGCUGCAGGAGUGGUACAAAAAAUUUGUCGUGGAAUGCCCAAGUGGAACGCUUUUCAUGCACGAGUUCAAGAGCUUUUUUGGUGUCACCAAUAACAAGGAGGCUGCAGAUUACAUCGAAAACAUGUUUCGAGCCUUCGACAAGAACGGCGACAACACCAUAGAUUUUCUGGAGUACGUAGCAGCUUUGAAUUUAGUUCUUAGGGGCAAAUUGGAACACAAGCUGAAAUGGACAUUCAAAAUGUAUGAUAAAGAUGGGAGUGGAUGCAUCGACAAAACAGAACUUCUUGAAAUUGUGGAGUCUAUUUAUCGGCUAAAGAAAGCCUGCCAUGGAGAGCUGGAUGAAGAAUGUAAUCUGCUUACCCCAGACCAAGUGGUUGACCGGAUAUUUGAGCUGGUUGAUGAAAAUGGAGAUGGUGAGCUCUCUCUAGAUGAGUUUAUUGAUGGAGCACGCAGGGACAAGUGGGUGAUGAAGAUGCUGCAGAUGGACGUGAACCCCGGCGACUGGAUCAAUGAGCGAAGACGCUCUCACUGAACAUUCUGGCAUAAAUAAAUGAUGCACAAAACGUAGGCACAUCUGUUGUUGAUGCUUGUAAAGGGAUCAUAUGUUUUUAGAAGUUACACGUUCAAUUAAGCAAAGGUGCAAAUGAAGAACAGUGUAAUUAAUUGUUGCCUAUUUUCUGAUAGGUUUGUUUUACAGUUAUAAAUCACUUACUGUAUGUCCUACUGAUUGUGUCAUAAACCAAGCAUAAAAAUUGUUCAAUAAAAAAGGUUUAAAGUUG